Elephantulus edwardii (Cape elephant shrew) is the source of this 411-nucleotide messenger RNA. RefSeq names its product KiSS-1 metastasis-suppressor (gene KISS1). Gene Ontology annotation, cellular component: neuron projection. Gene Ontology annotation, biological process: G protein-coupled receptor signaling pathway; positive regulation of cytosolic calcium ion concentration. The coding region runs from base 1 to 411 and encodes 136 amino acids. The record is from RefSeq and is a predicted model, not a curated record. Gene Ontology annotation, molecular function: kisspeptin receptor binding. The transcript has 2 exons. Lineage: Eukaryota; Metazoa; Chordata; Mammalia; Macroscelidea; Macroscelididae.
AUGAGCUCAUUAGUUUCUUGGAAGCUAUUACUUUUCCUCUGUGCCACCUCCUUCGGGGAGACCUCAGGACGCAUGGCUUCUGCCAAGGAUCCUCAAUCCCGAGGUCGGCGGUUCGGACCCCUGGCCCUGCAGGCCCCUUGGGAGCAGCGGUGCGCAGAGGAGGCGCCUGGUUCCGCAGGGCUGAGGCCUCGCAGCGCCUCGUUGUGCCCUCACCCGGACAGCCCUGCGGAGCCCCGGCGGCCAGGCCUGUGCGACCCCCGCAGCCGCUUGAUUCCCUCACCCCGCGGCGCGGUGCUGGUGCAGCGAGAGAAGGAUCUAUCCGCCUACAACUGGAACUCCUUCGGUCUGCGAUACGGCAAGCGGCGGAGCGCGCGGCAGGCGUGGCGCGAGCGAGGCGCUGGGAGGGGCUGA